AAUAACCCACCUCCCUCCUUCCAAUCUCGUGUCUUUGACCCAGUAAAUUUGCCGGCACAAGUUGACUAUAACUCCAAACUACACAAGCCAUACAUCUCCCAUCUCCACCAUUAAAAUCAUCAUCCCUCACUUUCCAUACUCGACCAUUAUUUCUACUUUGCUUCAAUCCCCUUUGUUCUUAUUACCUUUCUAACAUGUUUAUCAUGAAUCUUAGCAGCCCAAUUCUUGUUCAUUUCAUUACAAUCGUUGUCUUUUUAGUCAUAAUUAGAUUUUUGGCAAAAACAUCAUUUCUACAUAUUCUUGCUAGAUGUUGGAGAUCAUUUGAAGACAAGUUUUAUGUUUACCAAAUCUUCAAGGUUCCACAAUUCAAUGAUCUUUCCCUAGAAAAUCAACUCUACCACAAGGUCUCCACUUAUCUAACCUCGCUGCCUGCCAUCGAAGAUUCUGAUUUCACCAAUCUGUUUUCGGGUUCGAAAGCGAAUGACAUCAUCCUACAUCUCGACAAGAAUCAAGUGAUUCAUGAUAGUUUUCUUGGGGCUAGAGUGCAUUGGAGCAAUGAGAAAUAUUGUGAAGGAAAUGGUAAGAGAACAUUGGUGUUGAAGUUGAGAAAGAAAGACAAGAGAAUGAUUCUACGUCCUUACUUGCAGCACAUUCUUUCGGUUGCGGAUCAGGUUGAGCAGAAGAGCAAAGAAAUCAAAUUGUUUAUGAAUCUAGAGAAGAACCCUUAUGAAAAUGGAAGGUGGAGAUCAGUUCCUUUCACACAUCCAGCCACCAUGGAUACAAUGAUCAUGGAUGGAGACUUGAAGAACAAGGUAAAAGCUGAUCUUGAAUUGUUUUUGAAGUCUAAGCAGUAUUAUCACAGAUUAGGUCAUGUAUGGAAAAGAAGUUAUCUUCUUUAUGGCGCGUCCGGGACAGGCAAAUCCAGCUUCAUUGCAGCCAUGGCUAGAUUCCUCAAUUUUGAUGUCUAUGACAUUAACAUCUCCAAGGUUUCCGGUGAUUCUGAUCUCAAAAUGCUCCUGCUGCAAACCACAAGUCGGUCCAUGAUUGUAAUUGAGGAUUUUGAUAGGUUCUUGACUGAGAAAUCAAGGGAUGUGAGCUUGUCUGGGGUCUUGAAUUUCAUGGAUGGAAUUGUUUCGUGUUGCGGCGAGGAGCGUGUGAUGGUGUUCACCAUGAACUGUAAGGAUCAAAUUGAUCAAGCAGUGUUAAGGCCUGGCAGGGUUGAUGUUCAUAUUCAGUUCCCAUUAUGUAAUUUCUCAGCAUUUAAGAGUUUAGCCAAUAAUUACUUGGGAGUGAAGGAACACAAGCUUUUCUCACAAGUUGAAGAAAUUUUACAAUAUGGUGGAUCGAGUUUAAGUCCAGCUGAGAUUGGUGAAAUAAUGAUCUCUAACAGGAAUUCGCCGACCCGGGCUUUGAAAUCAGUCAUUUCAGCUUUGCAAUCACAAACCAAUAGCGGUGAUUUAAGAGGGCCAAGCAAGGUUGGCCAAAGAAUGACUGGCAGUAGGUCAGCUCGGUCCAGCAGGGAUGAGACAGGUGAAACUGGAGGUGUGUUUAGCCAAGAAAGUAGUGUUCAUGCUGUGAGGGAAUUCAAGACAUUGUAUGGAUUGUGGAGGAUGGGAAGUAGAAGAAAGGAAUCAAUGGAUUUAAGCUCUUCAGCAGAGAAGGAAGAAUCACAGCAAGCAGCUUAAUUAAUCUUCAAUUUAGAAAUAUAGAUCAUAAUGUUAAUUUUCCUUUUCUUUUCUUUUGGUUGCAAAGUAGAAAGACACCCUCUUGUAAAAGGGUACACAUCAUAGUGGUAAAGAAAAGGUUUCUCUUUUUUGUUUAAUGGCAGUCAACAAUUGACUCUGCCUGAAGGUUAAUGUUGAUGAACACUCCAAAUGCCUCUUGCAAAA
Molecule: messenger RNA, 1889 nt
Organism: Populus trichocarpa (black cottonwood)
Lineage: Eukaryota; Viridiplantae; Streptophyta; Magnoliopsida; Malpighiales; Salicaceae
Product: AAA-ATPase At2g46620
Exons: 1
Coding region: 195-1685 (496 amino acids)
Molecular function (GO): ATP binding; ATP hydrolysis activity
Source: RefSeq, a predicted model, not a curated record